Schistosoma bovis is the source of this 2108-nucleotide messenger RNA. Lineage: Eukaryota; Metazoa; Platyhelminthes; Trematoda; Strigeidida; Schistosomatidae. The record is from the annotation of a GenBank genome assembly.
CAAAGACUCAUUUUUGAUUUGCGCGUUUUCACACACAUAAUUAUGUCAAGCACAAUGGGUUCAAAUGCUAGAGUUCACAGGGUAUCAGAAAUUAAAGAAUGUGAAAAUCAAUCAAAAUUUGUUAAUCAACGUGUUCAUGAAAUUGAAACAUUUUUUGGUAAUUUAUGCGCUGAACUUGUUAGUUAUACAAGGCGAACAUCGAAAUUAAGAAAUAAUGGUGAUGAAAUUGCACGUAUUCUACUAGAUUAUUCAAAUAAAGAACAAAUCAAUCGAACUACAUCAGAUGCUUUAAGAAAAGUGUCCGAAUAUUUUGUUACACUUGAAGAUUAUCGUAAUACUGAAAUUGAUCGAAUUGUUGGUAAAGUUGUAAAUCCAUUAGCUGCUUAUGGUGAAGAAAUUAAACAUAUCAAAAACAGUUUGAAAGCUGAAAGUGCAGCACGUAGAAGAGAGAUUAUGAAUAUGCGUAAAUUGGAACGAUCCAGUACAGUACAAUCAUCUAGAGAGAAACAACCUAAGGCUGAAAUACAAUUACACAAUGCAAUGAUUGAUGCUACUAGAAGUGCAAAUAAUUUAGAACGUUGUGUACUUGAUUUUGAAGGUCGUCGAUUGAAAGGUUUAAAAAGAAUUAUAACUGAUUUUAUUCAAAUUGAAAUGUUGUGGCAUGCUAAAGCAUUGGAAACAUUAACUUCAGCUUAUAAUGCAAUUCAAUUAUUACAUGAAGAAGCAGAUCUAAUUGAAUUUCGUGGUACACUACUACGUUCUGGAAGUAAUUUAACCAUGCUAAAUAAUAACAAUAAUCUUCCAAUCAGUCAACAAAGUCUAACUAUUGGUGAUCAGUCGUCACCAAUGAUUUCUCCGCCAGUAUCAAUAAGAGAUCAUCGAUCGUAUCGGCCGUCAUCAUCUGUACAUAGUUCAAUGAAUUCAAUGAAAACUGGUAGUCGUUGUAGUUUAACAUCAUUAGGUCGUAAUAAAAAGAAAAAUCAACAACUACAAGGUCAAAUACAACAACAACAACAACACGAUCAACUUUCCUACUCCCAACAGUUACAGCAACAAAGACAACAUUCCGGCAUAUCACAUCAGCAGAAUGAUGAUGUAACAAGUUUAUUUACUGAAGGAGACGAUGAUAUUAGCAGUAGCCACAAUGUUCAAGAAAAAGUAGAUAAUAGAAACUCAGUGAAUGGUUUACAAGAUCUCGAAGAUGAUGAUGAUGAUGAUUUCGACGAAGAAGACAACACAGAAAAUGAUGAUGAUGAAGAUGCUGAGGAAGAUGAAGACGGUGAAUAUAUGGUAAACAGUACUACUCAUUCACCAACACGAAUAUUAAAUCAUUCUGUAUCAUCCCCAGCUGCGAAUAGAAUAUCUGGAUCCACGCAACAUUCGCCAUUGAAAUCUGCACUAAAAACUGGAAUAUCUAAAUUAUAAUGACGUGAUAUUUGGUUUUCUAUUUUGUUGGUAGUAAAUUUAUCCUUUCAUAAUUAUUCAUCCAUAUAUUAGUUCUCUUUAAUAAAACAACAAAUAAACUGUAUAUGUAUAACAAAAUAACAGAUUGUCUGAACAACUGCACAUAUUUUUUAAUAGAAUUCACCGUUCUUGUAUUGAAUAUAAGUUGGUUUAUUUUAAUUCACUACACAUUACAUGACACUGAAUCACUCAAUAUUUCGCGAAAAAAGGUUACUUAUCUGUGUAUAUUACUUAUUUCUCAAAAAAGUAGUAUAACUGUGUCGCAUAAAUUUAUUGUCACAUUUAUCUCGUUUUUAUAUUUGAUUUCAUGUUCUUAGAUUUUUCAAUGCAAAUUUAAUAAUGAUAAUAUUUAUUAAUAAUGGUUGUGGUUUUCUGUUAAACAAUUAAUUAUACUCAAUAAUCCAAUUACAUACUAUCUUUUGUAUAAAAAUCUUAUUCGUUGAAUUUCUUAGUUUGUAAAUUCAGAUAAUCAGUAAUAUAUAUAUAUAUACAUUUGGUCAAAUUGUGAAUGUGUUCAUUGAAGUGUACUUUAUCCCUAUCCUAAAUUCUGUCACUAUUGACAAGUACUUUUUGGUAUUAUAUAGAAAAGAAAAAAACAAGAUGUAUGUUUUGAUAUUAGAAAAGAAAUAUAUUACUGAAUUCAA